Molecule: messenger RNA, 2886 nt
Organism: Pipistrellus nathusii (Nathusius's pipistrelle)
Lineage: Eukaryota; Metazoa; Chordata; Mammalia; Chiroptera; Vespertilionidae
Source: the annotation of a GenBank genome assembly
AUGGAGGCCAAGGUCCGCCCGAGCCGCCGCUCGCGCGCGCAGCGGGACCGGGGCCGGCGCCGGGAGGCGGCCCGCGACGCCCGCGACCAGAGCGCCUCGUCGGGCGAGGAGCCCGAGCCCGGGCCCGGCAAGGAGAACGCGGGCCUGCCCCGCGCGCCCCCGCCCCGCGCCGCCGCCGCGCGCCCCCCGCGCCGCCGCCGCCGCGAGUCCAGCUCGCAGGAGGAGGAGGUCAUCGACGGCUUCGCCAUCGCCAGCUUCAGCUCGCUGGAGGCCCUGGAGAAGGACAUGGCCCUGAAGCCACAGGAGCGGAAGGAGAAAUGGGAGCGCCGCCUCGCCAAGAAGCCCCGGGAGUCCGAGCACGGCCCGCCGGCGGAGCCCAGUGAGAACGGCCGGCCCCCGGAGGUGGGCAGCCCCGAGCCGGACCUGGAGCCCGCCUGCGACCGGGGGCGGAAAGUCCCGCUGCAGCCCGCCAAGCAGGUGAAGGCUGCCCUGUCCAGAGGGGGCGACGGCCACAGCGAGGACGAGGGCUUCCGCGAGGCCACCAGCUCCCGGCGCAGCGCCUCCCGGGACCAGCUCAGUGACAGCUCAGCGCAGGCUGUGUCGGGCAGAGGCUAUUCUUGUGACAGCGAGAGCGAUGGGGACGACAAGGCGUCUGUAGGCUCCGAGAAGCUCUUCGCCCCGGCAGCCGAGAGAGGCCCCACGAGAGGUGCAACAGCGGAGGCCAAGGCCGGGCUGGCGCCCAAGGUCUCGGGCCUGGAGCGCAGCCGCGAGCUGAGCACCGAGCUGCCCUUCCUGCCCUCCGUGCGCAGCCCCGCGCCCCCCUCCGGCCCUCGGCCCAGCGCCCCCGCCAGCCCGCCCAUCAAGAAGGAGGCGCCCGCCCUGCCCCGCCUCACCCCGCAGCCGCCGCCUGCGCCCCCGCAGCCCCGGGCUCCUCUCCCAACACACGUGCCUCUCUCCCUGGGCGCCUUCCACAGCCACUGCCACGGCCACGGCCUGGGCCACGGCCACGGCCACGGCCAGGCUGUGCACAGCAGCCUGCUGGGCCUCAGCAGGAGCAGCAGCGUCGGCAGCAGCGCCGGCCUGGGGCUCGCGAAGCACGCGUCCCUGUCGCCGCUCGGGCCGGGCGCGCACCUGUCUACCUCACACCUGGCGCUCCGCUCCCAGGCCCAGCACCAGCACCACGCGGCCAUGUUCGCCGCCCCCGCCACGCUGCCCCCGCCCCCGGCGCUGCCGGCCAACAGCCUGGUCCUCCCGGGACACCCCGCCGAUGCCAGCCUGUUGAUCUCAUUCAGCCCGCCAAUCAUGUAUUGCCAGCCUCAUGCGGGGAUUCUGAUUGGUACUUGGUCACAGGCCCCUCUCUUGCCUCCACCCUGGGGCCCGCACCUAGCGAGCGGCCACCACGGCGUGGCCUGCCGAGGCCGGGAGUGCCAGUUUGACAAGUACCCGCCCGUGCUGGACAGCCCCUACCUGCGACAUUCCAGCUUUUUCCCAUCCUUCCCGCCCUCCAUCCCGGGACUGUCCUCCCUGCUCCCACACCCAGGCCCCUUCGGGUCCCUGCAGGGCGCUUUUCAGCCCAAGACUUCAAACCCCAUCGAGGUGACGGGCCGGACCAGCGCUGUGCACACCCUGCUGCCGAAGGGCCCCGGGGUGUCGGAGCCGCUCCGGACCGCGGUCAGGAAGCCGGGGCGGUGGUGCGCGGUGCACGUGCAGAUCGCCUGGCAGACCUACCACCACCAGCAGCGGCUGAAGAUGCAGCUGGACCCCCACGCCAAGCUGGACGUGCUCAGCAGACCCCCCGCCCCGGGCCUGCUCCCCGGAGUCCACUGCCCGCACGAGCGGGCCCGGCCCCUCUUCUCCGGCUCAGGUGCUGCCCACGCUGCCGCCAGCCACUUCGGCCCCUCAGCCCAUCCCGGCUUCCUGCCCCCGGCUCACCUGGCAGACCCGUUCAGCAGGCCGAGCACCUUCGGGGGCCUGGGCAGCCUGGGCAGCGCCGCCUUCGGAGGCCUGGGCAGCCACGCACUGACUGCAGGCAGCAGCCUCUUUGCCCCCAAGGAGGGCUCCGCUCUGCACGGGCUGCCCAGCUCCCAGGAGGCCUGGAGCCGGCUGCACCGGGCGCCCCCGUCCUUCCCCACGCCGCCCCCCUGGCCCAAGCCCGUGGACACAGAGCGGGUCUCAGCCCUGACCAAUCACGACCGAGAGCCCGACAAGGGCCGGGAGGCCAGGGAGCGGGACCUCCUGCUCCGGGGCCCGGCCGACCCGCGGGUGAAGGAGAGCCGCUCCCCCGCCAGGGAGGCCCCGGCCGCGCCGUCCCCCUGCGGCAAGGGGGCCCCCGGUGACCGCCUGCGCCCGGCCGGCGCCCUGGGCCCCGCGCGGCCGCCCGAGGGCGACGUGAAGGUGAAGGAGGAGCGCGGGGAGGACGGCGAGGCCCCGGGCCCGCACCACCUGCGCCUGGGCUUCGCGUGGGAGCCGCUGCGGAACGCCUACCCCUUCCGCGGCCCGGAGCUGCCCCGCCGCACCCCGCCCGCCGCCCCCGAGCCUCCCGAGCGCCUCUGCCGCGACCCGGAGCCGCCCGGCUUCAGCCCCGAGCGCCUGCGGGCGGCGCCCCCGCCCCUGCCCGGCCCCCUGCACCCGGGCGCCCCGCACCUGCCCGGCCCCGCGCCCCCGGGCGCCCCGCACUUCGCCCGCCUCGGGCCCGCGCUGCACAACGGACUCCUGGCGCGGACCCCGCCGGCCGCCGCCGCCCUGGGCGCGCCGCCUCCGCUGGUGGCCGCGGGCGGGGCCCCCGCGUCCCCUGGGCCCCCCCGGAGCAGGACUACGCCUCUCGGGGCUCCGGAGGCGCCCGACUUCUCUCCGUCCCGGAACCCCCCGGAGGUGGAGGCGCGGUAG